Molecule: messenger RNA, 1289 nt
Organism: Loxodonta africana (African savanna elephant)
Lineage: Eukaryota; Metazoa; Chordata; Mammalia; Proboscidea; Elephantidae
Product: olfactory receptor 10D1B-like
Exons: 1
Coding region: 357-1289 (310 amino acids)
Biological process (GO): G protein-coupled receptor signaling pathway
Cellular component (GO): membrane
Molecular function (GO): G protein-coupled receptor activity; olfactory receptor activity
Source: RefSeq, a predicted model, not a curated record
AAAAAAAAGGAAACUCACAUUACGCUUGCAUGGAUUUCUUCAAAUUUGGACUCCUCUUUCCAAUUUGCCUCCUUUUGUAUACUUUUCAUAUUUCUUAGGCAAUUGCAUUUAUAUUUUAUCUAGAGUUUUAAAUUGCAAUCUCUGGGAAAGAUAAACAUUUAGUCAAAACCAACAGUUUCAGAAUAGAGUCAAGAGUUUUAUUGUCCAUGUGCUUUUCUGUAGAUCUGCCCCUACAUAAGAAGGUUGAUUGUUAAAACAUAAAGCCAACACAUCCAUCAGAGAGAUGCUUGGUUUGACAUCUGUGUUCACACUCUAGCAUCCUGUGUUCUUCUUUGAAGUUUAUCAUUCUGACAAAGAUGAGGAAUGUCUCAAUGGUGACCAAGUUUAUUCUGCUGGGCAUCCCGCACACAGAGCGUCUGGAGAGCAUACUCUUUAUCUUGUUUUUGUCCUUCUAUCUCUUCACCCUGAUGGGGAACCUACUCAUACUACUCGCAAUUGUCUCCUCCUCUCGGCUUCACACUCCCAUGUACUUCUUUCUGUGCAAGCUGUCUGUGUGUGACAUAUUUUUCCCUUCAGUGAGCUCCCCCAAGAUGCUGUUCUACCUCUCAGGGAACAGCCGAGCUAUCUCCUAUGCAGGCUGUGUGUCCCAGCUCUUCUUUCACCACUUCCUGGGCUGCACUGAGGGCUUCCUGUACACCGUGAUGGCCUAUGAUUGCUUUGUGGCCAUAUGUUACCCUCUGCGCUACAGAGUCAUCAUGAGUCACAGAGUAUGUGCAAUCCUGGCCAUGGGAACCUCUUUUUUUGGCUGUAUUCAGGCCAUAUUUCUAACAACUCUCACCUUCCAAUUGCCCUACUGUGGGCCCAAUGAAGUAGACUCUUACUUUUGUGAUAUCCCAGUGAUGGUGAAGCUGGCCUGUGCAGAUACCUCAGCCCUGAAGAUGGUGGGGUUCAUCAGUGUGGGCCUCAUGCCCCUCGGCUGCUUCCUUCUCAUCCUCACCUCCUAUAGCUGCAUUGUCUUCUCUAUUCUUCAAAUCCGCUCUGCAGAGGGCAGACGCCGUGCCUUCUCCACCUGCAGUGCCCAUCUCACUGCCAUCCUCCUUGCCUUUAUGCCAGUGGUUCUCAUCUACCUGCAGCCCACUCCUAACCCCUCUCUUAAUGCAGCUGUUCAGAUCCUGAAUAACCUGGUUACUCCCAUGCUGAACCCCUUGAUCUACAGCCUAAGAAACAAGGAAGUGAAAUAUUCUCUGAGGAAAGUGCUACAGCAGCUGGACUUACUUUCUGAGAAGUGA